GACACCGGAAGCAACUUUUAAAUUGAGUGCGGUAUCGGGCAUGGUGUUUACAAAAUAAGAGAGAAGAUCGACGAAAAUCUGUCCAGAGAUGGAUGUAUUUGAAGAUGCUGUAACAAUUCUUAGAAUUGUACUGGAUUAUGUUGGAGUUGAUGCAGAUGAUUUGGCCAAUUAUGCACAGUUCUUAUAUGUACGAGGCAGAGAUGCUCAGAGAGAUUUGAGGAGUUCCCUCCGCCAUAGAUGGGAUGUUAACGUGACCCAGAGGAGGCAACGGCUGAUUUAUAACUGGAUCAGAUGGCGAUCUAACAUUCGACACAGAAGUCUGGUGAGGAUCUUAGGAACAAUUAUCCCAUCAAAGCCACCAAAGAGACUUAGAAUACAGCAACAUCUGCUCCGCCCGAGAAGGCAGCGAUUGGACAGCUGGAGCAGUGACUCCUCCCUCCUGUCAGUGUGUACAAAUGCAACUUCAGGAGAUGAUCCACAUUGGAUAGAAGAGGACCUGGGCAACAAUUUAAUCAGAUUCAGGGCUAAGAGAGAGGAGGGAUCCAGUGAUACAGAACUGGAGAGUGUGUACGGAGAGGGGGAGGGGGAGGAAGAGGCAGAGGAAUUGUUUACGGUGCGGCCAGACGAUGUUCCUCUGAUGAACUCUACCAUGAUAUCCUCUGUCUCCAUGACCUCUGACCCCAAUGCUAUCAGUAAAAUCAACGCUUUACAAGACGAGCUGUCCACUCUCCGGCAACAGAUUGCUAUGUUAGUAGUGAACCAGGAACAGAUUAAUAAGUCUCAGUUAUUACCUCCUUCAAAUUUGAACUCAAUAGUUCAUACCCCGCCACAGAUCUCAGGUGUUCCCCCAGCCCCUCCCCCACCUCCCCCACUACCUAUACAGAACACAUCAACACCUGUGAAGAAGGAGCCUGCUACAGAUGAGAUGCUAAAAGUGAGGUUGGAGAAAAUAGAAGAAGGUAGAGUGGGGAAUAGAAACACACCUGACGUCAUCCCAGCUCCCACAAAUAAAGUUCCCACUAUGUCUGAGGUGUUAAAGGGACUGAGCUCAGUUAAACUUAGAUCCAUCCAGAGGUCACCGGGAGGGACCCCACUCAAGCCAAAGAUUGCCUCCCAACCUACCGCUGACCCAGCCUCUAUGAUUGCUCUGGCCCUACAGAAGAAGUUUGCCAAUCAACACUUCCACAGCCCUGAAAUUGAUCGAGAGAAUGAAAAUCAUGAUUUCAGCUCCGCUGAUGAGAACAGUCCACAUGUGCCAAAAACCUUCACUGGGAAGAAUCCAAAGCGAAGAUCACUUCUGUUUAAUGAAAGAAGAAAGAGCUAUGGUCCACUCAAAGAUAUAAAUGUAUAAAAUACAUUAUUGUUAGUAGACAGACAAACUCUAUUGACCGUUUAAGACAUUUUUACUUUUAUGGAGUAUUUUAUGUACAAGUAUGCUGUAAACCAUCUUUUCUUCAUGUGCAACUUACAUUUUACUUUCACAAGUUUUUGCAUGGAAACAAAAUUGAUAAAAGUGAUAAAAGUUCAUUUCUUCAAAGGAGUAUAUUGUACCGUUUUAUAAAAACACAGGCAACUUAAGACCAACAAAUAUGUAAAAGAAAAUCAGGAUGUACAAGGUUGUUUAAAAUGUUUCGUUUACAAAAUCAUGAAAGUUGCAAGGGAAAUUUAGUUAUUAAACGCUUGCUGCAAAAUCAGCUAAAGUGCUUUUCAUGCUUUAAAGAAAACCACAUUCUUUAAUGGCCAAAUGGUAACAUAAUUGUACAUACAUGUGAGCAAAAUAUUUUUCUGAAAGUGGUUUUGUACCUGAAUCUAUAAGCUCUUUUUUUGGUAUAUAACAAGGCAGAAUUGUCCAUAAAUCAAUGUUUGACAUAAUCAUGAAAAAAGAAUUUUUCUCACAUACUGUAAACAUGGAAAUUUUUACAUCUAAAAAUGCUAGAAAAAUCUUUCUCAUAAAUAUUCUUCCUUGAGUAAUGCCUUUUUAUAAUACAUAUAUAUUUUAUUUAGCACAAUAUGUUUUCCUAGUAACAUAAAAAAAUUCUGAUGUACAUUGUUUCUGCUUCUGAUCUGCUGAAAAUAACAUGUGUAAAUCUUCAUCUAGUUACUUAAAGUAUUUUUUUUUUAAUUUAUUGUCAAUGGAAGCCUGAAGAUCAUCAAUAGACAAAGAGAGAUAAUCAAUCUGUACAAGGGUCCCCUAGUUGAUGUAUAUUUUUAUUUUUCAAUAAUAUGGUUUUUUUUUUAAUUUUACAUGAAGCUGUUUAUUUUUAAAUGUUGUUAAGGAACCUAUAUACAUGUACAUGUAUAUAAAUUACAGGUAUAGUAUUGUAAAUCAGAAAAAGUAGAUAUUAGCCAAAAUACAACAGACAGUGUUAUACAUUUGCUAUUGUAUAUAAAUGUACAUGCAUUUUAUGUACAGUGUAUAUCUCUCUUAUCAUUUCGACACAUUUCGGAUGACCUCAGGUUUCUAGCAAGUUUUAUUUUAUGAUAGUUACCAGAACAUACUAGCAUAGCUUCCAGACUAUAAGUGUUUAGCAUUCUAGGUGACUUUUAAAAGCAUCCUUCAGUUUUAUUGUUUAAAAAGAAAAACGGUUAUAAAUGUGUCAAAUUAGGCAAUGGUUUGUGAUACCUGUCAAAAGUCUUUUUAUGAGAAACACUUAUUUACUUGUUUAUUAAAGUUUUUUUUCUCUCUUUUUUUUAAUUUUGCACAUUUGAUUUUAGUGAGUCAACUUGAUGAACAUGCUUUCAUAUUAUAAAAAGCGUAAAAAAAACCCUCA
Molecule: messenger RNA, 2771 nt
Organism: Saccostrea echinata
Lineage: Eukaryota; Metazoa; Mollusca; Bivalvia; Ostreida; Ostreidae
Product: mitochondrial fission regulator 1-like
Exons: 9
Coding region: 89-1351 (420 amino acids)
Biological process (GO): mitochondrial fission; aerobic respiration
Cellular component (GO): mitochondrion
Source: RefSeq, a predicted model, not a curated record